UGCUUUUCAUUCGUUGCUCCGCAGGUGGUGUAGAAAUUGCACGAGUGGCUUCUUCGGCUACUUCGUUGCUGUUCGACUUCGCUCCUUCGGCGACGUUCCCUUCCUUUCGGAUCGGACGUUACAACAUUUUGAUUGGAAGCAACUACGGGAGCUCGCUCGCUGUGAAGGAUUUAGCAUAAAUCCUGCUAAAAUCCUGUUGCCAAACAGCCCCUUAGAGUUUGUAGGACAACAAAGAUGGGGAAGGCGAAGAAAGGCCCCAAAUUCGCCGUAGUGAAGAAGCUGAUUAGCUCUAAAAUGCUCCGCAAGCACAAAGAAGAAGUUUUAAACCCUCUAAAGAAGGAUAUCUCCAAGGAAAAGCUCCCUCGUAAUGUGCCAAGCAUUUCUUCUGCUCUCUUCUUUAAGCAUAAUACGGCACUUGGACCACCUUAUCUUGUGAUAGUGGAUACUAACUUUAUCAACUUCUCUAUCCAAAACAAGUUGGAUUUGGAGAAGGGAAUGAUGGACUGCCUUUAUGCAAAAUGCACUCCUUGUAUCACGGAUUGCGUUAUGGCUGAACUUGAAAAGCUGGGACAGAAAUAUCGUGUGGCUUUAAGGAUUGCCAAAGAUCCUCGUUUUGAGAGGCUUCCAUGCACACACAAAGGAACAUAUGCUGAUGACUGCAUAGUUGAGAGAGUUACUCAGCAUAAGUGCUAUAUUGUUGCUACAUGUGAUAGAGAUUUGAAACGAAGAAUACGCAAGAUUCCUGGCGUUCCCAUCAUGUACAUUACUCAGCACAAAUACUCUAUUGAACGCAUGCCAGAAGCAACUAUUGGUGGAGCUCCAAGGAUUUAGAGUUUGAUUAUUAUCCUUCAGAUCUAAAGGAAUCGACUCCUUAAGGUUUUGUUACUUCUGUUGCUAUAACUUGGGAAAUAGGUCAAGAGUAUGCUGAAUUGGGAAAAAAUUAUGUUGAGAAUGCAUCAGUUAUUGCUUAGUUUUUUUCUCACCUAAUACUCUCAGACCGCAUGCAUAUACCCCCCCUUUCUGCUGUCAUAUGGCAUAUGCUCUCCCUUUAUGUUGUUUAAGAGUAAGAAAUUUAUUUCAAGACUGGAUGUAAUACUUACAGAUUCUAAUAAAUUUGAUGAUUUAGCCUUGCUUUGCAAGUUUCAUGAAAUAA
This is a messenger RNA of Dendrobium catenatum, 1153 nucleotides long. Its product is annotated as rRNA-processing protein FCF1 homolog. The transcript has 10 exons. Lineage: Eukaryota; Viridiplantae; Streptophyta; Magnoliopsida; Asparagales; Orchidaceae. Gene Ontology annotation, cellular component: small-subunit processome; nucleolus. The record is from RefSeq and is a predicted model, not a curated record. Bases 235 to 831 code for a protein of 198 amino acids.